ACCAACUGAUCUGCAUGUAACUACAAUAAUGGCUGCAAGAUUUGCAUAUCUAUAUCAUUUGAUAUUUAUAAAUUAUAAUGCAUAAGGUCAGUGUAGCUAUCAGUCCUGACCUCUUCUCUGACCAGUAUGCCACUACCACAAUAUGCACAUUUCUCCUUCGUGAAAUUGAGGUUGGAUCUAGUCCUGGCCACUCUCUAGAUGUCCACAUGUCUCGGACAUGGCUGUAAUGUGAAGCAUGAUUUGUCUGUGAAAAGGAAUUUUGCUAACAUGUCAUUGACAUAUCUACAUGUCCAACACCUGGGUUAUUUUGUGUGUGUUAAAGCAACGUACAACAUUGGUCAUUUGACAUAAAGGCCAUCCAUAUAAAGCCUCUUUUUUUUUAUUAUUUCCAUGCUGAAUUGCUAUUUAGUUACUGGUUUGAACUGUUGAUUCAGUUAGUAAGCUGAGACCCACUGGUUGUGCCAAACCUGUUUUGUCAAAUAGCUGUUAUCUUGUACAAAUUGUUAACAGUAGUCUGCCCUGUCCAGGUCUCUGGUCAACUAUAUUGGUGGCCUGAAAGGUGAACAUGUCCUGUUAACCACAUUUUGAUAGACUUAUUUACAUUGCAAUGAUAUUGUGAUUGACCAGUUUCUAACUGAUCUGUAGUUUCCACAUUGUGGAAAUGUCUUCUUUGGAGUCUGGCAUGUUUCUAUCUCAAUCUGAAUCACUUUCUAUUGUUAAAAUGGCUAAAUAAGAUCACAUUGUUUCCUUCACUUGGAUAUGCUACUUAACAUGACUCGCCAGCUGACGGAAUAACUGAGGAGCCCCAGUAUAUCAUUAGUUUUGCCUUUUCGUGCCACAGGGAUUCGUGCGUGUUACACCAGCACACGUAGUCGCUUGAUGAUCGACAGAGAUACUAAAGUUAUAUGUCAAGGGAUCACAGGAAAACAGGGUACAUUUCAUUCUAAGCAAGCAAUAGAAUAUGGAACAAAGUUAGUGGGAGGAGUUUCUCCAGGAAAAGGGGGCUCAACUCAUCUUGGUGUACCUGUUUUCAAUACAGUAAAAGAGGCUGUUGAAAUCACUGGAGCCACAGCGUCUGUUAUCUAUGUCCCAGCAACACUUGCAGCUAAAGCCAUUCUCGAAGCUAUAGAAGCAGAAGUUCCUUUAGUGGUUUGUAUUACAGAAGGUAUGCCCCAGAAAGAUAUGGUCUUCGUCAAACAUCGGCUCUUGAGGCAAACAAAGACUCGUUUGAUUGGCCCUAAUUGUCCUGGUGUUAUCAAGCCUGGUGAGUGUAAGAUUGGUAUCAUGCCAGGCCACAUCCACAAGAAAGGAAAAAUAGGAAUUGUUUCUCGGUCAGGAACUCUCACAUACGAGGCUGUUCACCAGACAACCCAGGUUGGGCUGGGCCAGAGUUUGUGCGUGGGAAUUGGAGGAGAUCCCUUUAAUGGCACAAAUUUUAUAGACUGUCUUGAAGUUUUUCUUGGUGAUCCCGAAACUAAAGGUAUAAUCAUGAUUGGAGAAAUCGGUGGAGCAGCAGAAGAGAGAGCUGCAGAUUACUUAAAGUUAAACAAUUACGGUAACUUUGCCAAGCCGGUCGUGUCGUUUAUUGCUGGCUUAACAGCACCUCCUGGUAGAAGAAUGGGCCAUGCGGGUGCUAUCAUUGCUGGUGGUAAAGGUGGUGCUGAAGAAAAGAUUGAAGUUCUGAAGGAGGCCAACGUGACUGUUACCAAAUCUCCUGCACAAAUGGGAGCAACAGUCUUAUUGGAGAUGCAGAAGAAAGGACUUGCUUGAACUCACAGAAGUUCUAGUUUGAAAGAUUUCCUGAGAUCCAUAUUUUUGAACAUACUGUGCCAUAGAAUAGAUUUUUAUCUAUGAUUAUCUGGCUUGGAAGAAAGUUUAAGAUAUAUUUUUACGGGUUAAAAAUUGUCGAGUUACUAAGUGAUGAUGAUAUGGAUAAAUAUUCCUUUCCUGUAAUUUUAUUUAAGUAAUUGAUAAUAAUUAAAUAAAGUAUGACAAAAUCUUAUUCUCCA
Limulus polyphemus (Atlantic horseshoe crab) is the source of this 2009-nucleotide messenger RNA. Its product is annotated as succinate--CoA ligase [ADP/GDP-forming] subunit alpha, mitochondrial-like. Gene Ontology annotation, cellular component: mitochondrion; succinate-CoA ligase complex (ADP-forming). Bases 880 to 1770 code for a protein of 296 amino acids. NCBI's taxonomy places the organism in Eukaryota, Metazoa, Arthropoda, Merostomata, Xiphosura, Limulidae. Gene Ontology annotation, biological process: tricarboxylic acid cycle. Gene Ontology annotation, molecular function: succinate-CoA ligase (ADP-forming) activity; succinate-CoA ligase (GDP-forming) activity. The transcript is spliced from 8 exons. The record is from RefSeq and is a predicted model, not a curated record.